Messenger RNA from Megachile rotundata (alfalfa leafcutting bee), 2530 nucleotides. RefSeq lists its product as uncharacterized. NCBI's taxonomy places the organism in Eukaryota, Metazoa, Arthropoda, Insecta, Hymenoptera, Megachilidae. Gene Ontology annotation, molecular function: RNA endonuclease activity. The record is from RefSeq and is a predicted model, not a curated record.
UUUGAAAUUAAUUAUGAUCGUAAAAUGAGCAGUAAACGGUAGGUACUUUCGCUGCUACACAUUUGCAUAUGGAUGUAUAUCGGCAUGAUGUGGUAACCUGCCAAUAAGGAGUGAGAAGGCAAGAGGAAAGUGCGAUCGGCUGGAGGUGGCUAAAUCGCCUAACGAGCCUUCAGUUCGUCUCAACGCGUCUCCGUACGCUUUACAGUCCUGUCUUUAGAUCAAAGGAACCAUGAAAAUCAAAAGUGUGACCAUUUUGUUGGUGAUACUUUCACUAUCUUUGAACACUGUCGACGUUGAGGCAGGAUGGAAGUUCUGGAAAAAGAACAAAGACAAAGAUGCGACCACAACAACAAUCGCUCCCGAUGCCGCGAAUCCCGAUCUGACGAAUGCAAACGCGGCACCAGGCACUACGUCUACAACUGCCAAACCCCCGAGUAGCCGCGAUAAUGUAGGACCUGCUGUUAUCGGGGCAGGUGAUCCUGGAUUGGCGAUUGGUGUCAGUUCAACCGGUGGGAAGAUAAAAGAGAAUGCACGGCCAAAUAAACCGAACCCAGGAACAGAAGUGGGUCUUGAUUUCCCGUCAGCGAAACCAGGUAAUCCAGCAGUCGGUGGUAAUACUGGCCAAGGAUACAGAGACUGGGCUACAGACCUCGCUGGAGUUGGAGACCCUGGAAGGAAACCUCCUCCUAAAUUACCUUCUGAAGGACCAGCAUUAGGCACUGGAGAUUCCAGACCAGCUAGUUAUCCUGGAAACACGCCAAAGCCGGCAACACCAGGUGCCAGACCACUUUCAGGUCCAGGUGGUGCACCAGUACAACCUACAUCACCAGGUGCUAAACCAUCAUCUCAACCUCAACCUCAACCACAACCACAACCUCAACCGCAGCAACCACAGCCACAACCACGACCGCAACAACCUCAGCCGCAGCAACCACAACCACAACCACGACCGCAACAACCACAACCACAGUCACCAGGCUCGAAACCUUCUUCAGUACCAGGACAACCUCAACCAUAUCCUAAUCUACCUGGAACUGGAGGUAAUCAAGUAUCAACCUUAAACGUGGGACCUUUGAAGCCUGGAGGUACUAGUCCUCCAUCUCCCACUUCUAGACCUGGAAGUCCAGGUUCUUCAGGAAAAACCUGGGCUGAUGUUGCGGGUGGCGGUAGUAGACCUAAUUCCCCUACACCUGCUCCAAGACAACCCGGUUAUCCAAGCCAACCUGGCUCUCCAAACCAACCAGGUCAAACUUCACCUAAACCACAAGUACCAGUCCAACCAUGGUCAUCCAAACCGUCUGCAGGUGCAAUCGCGGGAGGUGCACUUGCAGGAGGCGCUCUGGCAGGCGCAGCUGCAGCAGGAGCAGCCUCUACGACGAAGUACUCCAGCAAUCCUACUUACAGUAAAGGGAAUACGAUUACGGAUGAAGACCUGGAAAAGCUUUCCGAGGCUCUGUAUAUCAAAGACAAUAAUAACGCGAAUAAAUACAUUACACUGAAUCUGCAAAAACAGACAACCAGCAGCAGUACAACAGAUGAUGCGUCACAACCACUAUUCACGGUGAACGCACAAGCGUACCAAAUUCCAACGGUUGAAAGGGUAAUAUCAAUCUACGAUAAUUAUAAGCCGGAAACCAACGUGAACGAACACAUCAGCCCGUUGCAAAGACAAGAGGAAAGUAUGUUGGUGGACACCUUCCUUAGUACCAACGUGAUGUCUGCUGCCAUGAGAUUCCUCGCAGAUAAAGGAAAAAUUCGCAAGGAUUAUUAUGAAUACAAGGAUACCUUGAGAAAGAUCUGGUUUAAUCUAUUCUCGCGUGGACAGGGCAAGAUCGGCAGCUCAGGUUUCGAACACGUUUUCAUGUCGGAGCUUAAAGUUUCAACGACAGGCACCGAAGUAGUCGGUCUACAUAAUUGGAUCUACUAUAGCAAGGAGGAGAGUGGCGGACGAGCAGAUUACAAUGGAUACUUGAAGAAAGUCGAUCUUGGAGAUAAAGCCUCUAUCGUCAAAAUACGCACGAAAUAUAAUGGACACGAUAAGCCGGUAACUACUGUAUUUGUGGGUACCUCACCUGAGUUGGAGAUGGCUUUAUACACGGUGUGUUUCUACGCAAGACCGGAUGGAAAUUGUCCGGUCUCGUUGGGAGGGACGAAGUUCAACAUCGUUACAUACAAGUUCAAGUACAGAGGUAAUGACCUCAUAGGAACGGCGUACCCUGAUAUAUAAAUUUAAAUAAUCUUUGUUACAUUUUGACAAAAUAUGACGAUCAAUUUUUAAUAUGUAAGCCUGGUCCUUACACAUUCAGCUAAAGAAUAAUUUUUAAAACAAUCUGACGAAAUUUAUUUAGUAUUUACAAAACAUUGUAAAUUAAUAACAUAUACAAGGACCCUUUAUAUACAUAUUAAAAGCGAAUUGUAGUUAAUAUAACGAGAAAAAACGAAUGAUAUCAACAAGUGAUAUUAGUGUAAGCAGAGAUUUUUUAUCAACAAAAUUUGUACUAAUACUCAUCAAAUAAAGUUAUAUGCUCUA